Rotaria sp. Silwood2 is the source of this 1034-nucleotide messenger RNA. NCBI's taxonomy places the organism in Eukaryota, Metazoa, Rotifera, Eurotatoria, Philodinida, Philodinidae. The record is from the annotation of a GenBank genome assembly.
AUGCCAAAGGGUAAAGAGUUUUCAAAAGAAGAAAAGACGCUUCUAUUUCGUAUUAUUGUUUUCGUCGAUUCCGAAAAGAGUGGUCCAAAAAUUCCAUUGAAUAACGUUUGCGAUCGAUUACAGGUUAUGUUAGGUCUUUCUCGCCGUACCAUCAUCAAUCUACGACAAGAAAUGUCUCGUCUGGCCGAUCAACAAAAUAAUACAGAACAAACAGAAGAAGAUGAUGAUGAAGAACAACCAGAAGUUCGACCACGGCGACAGUCGACAUCUCCUAGACAUGCUAUUCAAGCAAAAAAAACUUUACUAACUCCCGCUGGCAACAGUGGUCGAAAAAAGAUCGUUUUAACAGAAUAUGAAGAAGAUCAGAUUCGAUAUACAUUUCAUUGGUUACUUGCAUCGAAACAAUAUCCGACAACAGCUAAACUUCUCACUCGUCUUUUAGAAGAUACACCUGAUUUUCCAAUUCAAUCAGAAAUGACUCUCCUUCGAUAUAUGCAUCGACUGGGCUUUAAAUACAAAGCAACUUCUAAGAUCUCUAUACCAUUGGAUGCUACAAGUUUUAUUGCUGCACGUGCUAAAUAUUUCAGACAUCUUAGUGAUCUUAGAACUAACGAUUUUGUUAUUUAUUACCAUGAUGAAACAUGUACAAAUUCAGGUGAUGAGCAACGUUAUGUUUGGGUGGAUGGUAAAGGGGAGGGACGCUUACGACAGAGUGAGGGACGAGGUAAUUCCAGGUUUUUCUUAAAUAGAGUAAUCAAUUGAUCUUUAUUUGUGUAGGACCUCGCCUGGCUAUCAGCGCUCUUAUCAGUGACACAGGCUUUCAUCUCCCUACAAUUGAAAUAUUUAAAUGCGAUGAUGAUCAUAGUAUGUGUAGUAAGCAUUUCGUUGAAUGGAUCGAAAGAACGUGCUUGAUUCUUCGUCGCGAACAUGGUAAAUAAAUUCAGAUUAUUGAUAUAUUACGACGAAUCUGAAGAUGAGUCUUUUUAAAAUUUGUGUUAAUCCUUAUUCUCUCACUAAAGUAUCUUUUUUUUUGA